CUCUCUCCCUCUCUCUCAGAAAGCAAAGCAGUGUGAGAAACGCAGCCUAACGCUCUCUCUCUCUCUCUCUCUCUCUGAAAAAUGGAGGACAAAUCUCAGGUGAUCAUCGACAAGCAAGAAGUCGGCGGCGGCGAGGAAGAGGAAGAGUUCUACGAGAAGAUCGAAGCGCCCAAGUUCGUGGACUUCACGGACCCCAAUCCUUACCGUCCCGAUGAUAAGUACUGGUUCUGCCUUCGAGUUGGAUGUGACCAAAAGCACGAAGAAGAGCUCGACCCAGAAGAAAUUUCCAGGAACUUUGUUCUUCGGGUCAUGGCAGCCAGGAGCCCCAAUAUCCGACUUCGAAAAAUGCUGAACAUAAAAUCUUCUAAUAGUGUGAAUGAAAAAUGCCCACUUUCAGCCCCACCAAAGCCUUCCAAGCCUCGAGCAGCAAGAUUGGCAGUGGUUUCUUCAAUUUCUCAGAGGCUGGUAGAUGCGAAAGGGAAAGCUAAAUCUCUUCCCAAGCUUAAUUCAACUCCCCAUCCCAAGGCCAGGCAAGUUGCAGCCAAGUAUUUAACUACUCCUAGGAACAAGAAGUGCCUUCCAAAUCCAAAUUCAUUUCGAAGUGUUCAAAACCCGAAACCGACAAGCCUUGCAAUGCCCAAGAACAGAAUGGUAGCAAAGGCUUUGGUCUUCCACUCUCCGAAGAAAGUCAUAAGCAUAAAGACUUCAGCAGAAUUGCGAACUCCAUUGACAAAGCUUUGUGAAGGGAUGAGGAAGCUAGAGAUAUCGAGUCAAAGGAAGCGGGCACUGGGGAAUUUGAACAAGAAGUUGAAAGAAAAUGGCUCUGAUCCUAACAGAUUGUUGCCUGUAGAUUCUUCCAGAAGACAACUUAGUGCCUGCAAGAACAGAAGCAAGGGCAGGGAACUGCCUAGGCCCCCAAAUUGCAAGGAGAGGGAAACCAAAUCUUUAAGAAGUACCGUGGGAAAGACCAAAAGGAUUGUAAGCAAAACUUGCAGCCCUGUGCCCAGGGAAACUGUUGAAAAUGACUCCAAGGACAAGGAGAUUGAGACAAAAUCAAGGAAUAGAAAUGAUACUGAGGAAACAUUAGGUUCCAUAGAUUCUGCUCAAGAAGAUGCCUCUACAGGUGAAACAAACUGCUUAUUGAGCGCUGAAGAAGGGAAUUAUUCAGAAAAUGAUUUCUCCAAACCUCAAGCUAACUCAGAAGAUGGCAGCGAAAGCAAUGACGGGAUUGACAAGGAGAACACAAAAGCAUGCUCAGAGAAAAGAGAAAGCCAGAAACACAACCAACCUGAGUUUCAAACUUCAGGAUUGGUGGUAGGACAUGAAGCUGUAGACAUGGAGAGUGAUGACAAAGAAAAUGCUUCGGCCUCUGAAGCUAACAGGGACUUGGGUCUCACUAAAAACCACUCUGGAAGAAAAAUAGUUGGCAAGCAGGAGACUUAUUUAAUCACCAAAAAGGCUAAGAAUUUGAAAGGAGCUAGCGCUGUAGCCGCAACCGGCAAUCAAGUGAUGAAGUUGAAGAAACCAAAAUCCACUAAUCCCAAGCCCUUCAGACUAAGGACUGAUGAGAGAGGAAUUCUGAAGGAAGCGAACCUGGAGAGAAGGUUGCAAUCUUCAGGUGCUCAGAAGGAAACUGCAGUAGUAACAGAGAAAGAGCUUCAGAAGGAUGAGCGUUCACCACCUUGUUUGUUUCAUAAACAGAGAAACACAGCUAGCUCAAGGACUUCGGAAGGGCAAGCGCGACCAAGGACAGCUACCACAACCCCACAACGGCGUUCCAAAUCUACACCACAAAAACUCAAGCCGGUUACUGGUGAUGUUGCAAGUCAGAAGACAGAAAACAGUCUGAGAAAGAAAAACUCACCUUCACUGCAGGGGCAGUUUAUUAGGCCCAAAGGGGUUUCUUUGAAGACGGAAAUGGCUUCAUACUUGACAUCUGGUAAACAACUCAGUGUGAUAAAGGAGCACUCAUCAACAGCUUCGAGAUCCCAGGAAGCAGGAGAGCAGCAGCAUUCAUCAACAGCUGCAACUACUACAGCAAAUAAAGCCACAACUUCUCCCGCUUCAAGAUCACUGUCAAGGGGAAAAAGGCCUGUAACCAUUCCAAAGGAGCCACACUUUCACAGUGUACAUGUGCCCAAGAGCUGCUCAAGGAAACCGACAUAGGCCAUCAUGAGGAGGAUUUCCCAGUUGAGUUGUUGAGUGUGUUGUGUUGUAUCUUCUUUGUUGUUCAAUUAUUUAUUGAAUUGCAUUUGCUUGCCUUAGUUUCUUUUCCAUUUCAUAAGCAAUUUUAUGUAGCUCUCUAACCGAGUUGGGGCAUCCAACUGAAUUGAGUGUACUUUGUCUACAAAGUUUUGCAAUAUAAUUGUUUCAUUUUUUUACGGUC
This is a messenger RNA of Diospyros lotus (date-plum), 2386 nucleotides long. RefSeq lists its product as uncharacterized. Bases 82 to 2166 code for a protein of 694 amino acids. NCBI's taxonomy places the organism in Eukaryota, Viridiplantae, Streptophyta, Magnoliopsida, Ericales, Ebenaceae. The transcript is spliced from 9 exons. The record is from RefSeq and is a predicted model, not a curated record.